AUGUCUGCAUCGACAAUGUCACUGGGUGAUUACGCCGUUAAAACUCGCACUAAAAAUACUGAUUUGAAAAAAAAGAUUUUGUUAUAUAAACAAGAAAUUCCAUUGAUUGAAAAUGAAAUUUUAACUUUAACAACCACGUAUGAUGAGCUAAAUGAAAACUGUAAACGUUUACACGUGCUUAUCAAUGAGAAUGAAACAAAUUGCAAGAGUCUGUUACUGGAAAGCCAACGUCAGUUUCAAGAGUAUAUUAAAGAUAUUCAAACAUACAUAGAAACACAACAUCACAAAUAUAAUUUGGAUGCUAAUCAUAAAUGUGAAACAGUUCCUCCUGUAUUGAAUUUAAACAUCACAAAUACGGUGCAAUUAUCUUCGAAUAAUCAACACCAACCAGUAACACUUUCCCCAUCGAUGAAUAAUCAGUUGGUAUCCGUCGAAAACUGGCUUGUUGAUCCGUCUAAAUCACAUUCGUCUGCUCACAAUGGUCAAGAACUCGUCAUUUUAUCAACAAAUAAGAACCAAGAUGAACUAGAAAUAUUUGAGGAUAAUGUCGGAGAUGGUGAGGAUGAUUUGUACAAAGAUUUAGUUCUUGGUGGCUGUGAAGAGGGAGAAUUAAACGAUAAUAACAACGAAAACGAAGAACAUACUAUUGAAGAUAUAUCGUCUUCCGUAACAACAGAAAAGACAUCACAAUCAUACGAUGCAAAACCACUUCGACGUUAUGCCUUAAUGCGACAUUUAGCUGAAAAAUCCGUAAAAAAGAGUAAACAUCAGCCAGAAUCCUUGUAA
This is a messenger RNA of Didymodactylos carnosus, 786 nucleotides long. NCBI's taxonomy places the organism in Eukaryota, Metazoa, Rotifera, Eurotatoria, Philodinida, Philodinidae. The record is from the annotation of a GenBank genome assembly.